Molecule: messenger RNA, 2160 nt
Organism: Capsaspora owczarzaki ATCC 30864
Lineage: Eukaryota; Filasterea; Ministeriida; Capsasporidae
Exons: 1
Coding region: 7-2022 (671 amino acids)
Source: RefSeq, a predicted model, not a curated record
GAGAACAUGUCGAGCAGCAGCAGCAGCAGUGUGGACGAGACAGCUCCAUCCAGCAGUGGACAACCACAACAGCAACAACAAGAUCAAGAUCAAGAUCAAGAUCAAGAACGCUCAGCGAUGCUUGCAAGCGGGUUGGCGCAGAGCGUGGCUGCAGCGCGCAGUCAGGCAGAGCUGGUCGAUGCGCUGGUCGAAACGCUGAUCGAGGUCGUCCAGCUGCCGUCAUCGUUGUCCGCAUGCAUCCUUGAGACUGCUCGGGACAUCAAGACGCGGCAGGCGGUGCACUACGUCGCGCUGCGGACUGCCAUUGGGAAUCACCCAGACCCAGAUCAAGCAGCCACUGCCAGUGCCAGUGCCAGUGCUCCGCUGACCAUCGACCAGCAGGUAAAGCUGCUCAACGCAGUGCUGGAACAACAAGACUCGAGCAAUGGAUUGGCGACAAUGGCACCUGCAGUCCGUGAUGCGCUGGAUGGCUUGCUUGACGACGUCGCAUCCGCCUCGGUCGCGCUGGCCAACCUGCUCACGCUGAAAGGGAUUCAACGUCAGCAUGCUCGCGUCCUGCGAAUGCUCAUCCAGUACGUGCUGCUCAAUACGGGUGGGCACUACAAUAGCACGACACGCAUGCUUGAGCUUGAGCCGGCAUUUCUGCAGCAGUACGCUGAGAUUGGAGCGCCAGAACAGCCCAACCAGGCCUCCCCGCUGGCGCUCACCAUCAACGGCCUGUGUGACGCGAACGUGAUCAGCUACCCGUUCAAACGCCACCACCUCGGCAGUCCCCUCGCAAUGUUUGAGCGUCUGCAGCACCUCCAGCCCGCCGACCAAUGGCGCCGUUUGUCCGGACACGAAGCGCAAAUGUUCAAAAUCCCAAACCAUAAUUUCGUCACUGGAAACUUCUUGCCGAGGACUUUUCUCGACGCAAUUGGCACGCCGGCAAUCAUCUCCACGACCAACGCAGACUAUGACGCAAUGGACGUCAUUGCCGACCUCUUUCAAGAGGAGGCCCGCCUUCUAGCGCGGCGUCAAGACCAGCCCAUAAGCGCGAUGGAGUCGUGGCGCCACUCGCACGAGCGUCUGCAGCUCAUCACCAAGCUGCUGGAUCGUGAGUACCGGCUCAUUGCGCAAGGCGCUCCUGGGGUCCAAGGGUACACGUCACGAUCGCUGCGAGAAUUUCUGUACGAGAAUGUGAAGGAGUGCACCCAGUUCAAGCCGUCACUGGGCGUCGUUCUCAUGCGCCACUUUGGCGCAACGCGCGUCCUGGACUUUAGCGCUGGUUGGGGCGACCGCUUGAUUGCAGCCAUGGCCGCUGGCGUGGCCCGCUACGUCGGAGUCGACCCAAACACGGGCCUGCGCGCGGGUCACGAUGCCAUGAUUGCCGAGCUCGGACCCCAUGCUUCUGGCGAGCAAGUGUCCCCGCAGUCCCGCUUCACCAUCGUGUACGAGCCCUUCCAGACGGCCCGCCUGCCCGAAGGCGAAAUGUUUGACAUGGUGUUUACCAGUCCGCCGUUCUUUGAUUUCGAGAUUUACACGCAGCUGCCAGGCCAGUCUGUGCUUGACCACCCUCGGCAGGAUGCCUGGCUGGUGAACUUUCUGUGCCUGUCGCUGGCCAAGGCCUGGUCGCGCUUGGUUGAGAACGGCCACAUGCUGAUUCAUCUGAGCGACGUGUACAAGACCAAAGUGGUCGAGCCGAUGAGCCUGUUCAUCCAGUCGCACUUGCCUGGCGCAAGGUUUCUCGGCGUGAUUGCGUCGCAAUCCACGGAAAGUGCCAACAAACCCCGGCCCGUUUGGGCGUGGAAAAAGACGGCCGCCGACCACGGCCGAGUAGCAGACGCCAAUCGACUGCUCACCAACAACUUCCGCUCUGUUCAUCAACUGAUUGAACGCGCCAGGGAGCUCGAUCCCUAUGUGGUACGUCCAGGAACGAGUUUCUCGAGGCCUCCUCCCGUGACCAUUUUCGACCGCGUGAAGCGUGCUCCCGACAAUCACGAAGGUGACUCUGCCUCCAAGCGGGGUCGGUUUGAUUCUUAGUGGUGGUCAGCACACAUGUUUUGUUUGCAGCCCAGCGUUCGUCGAUUCUCUCUCGUUGUUUUCACCUAUGCUGCAUUAUGACUAUGGUUGUGGAUGAAGAAACCUGUGCUCCACUUUACAAUAGAGUACUGCACCAUC